Messenger RNA from Phoenix dactylifera (date palm), 1158 nucleotides. NCBI's taxonomy places the organism in Eukaryota, Viridiplantae, Streptophyta, Magnoliopsida, Arecales, Arecaceae. The record is from RefSeq and is a predicted model, not a curated record.
AUGGAUUCAAAGCACCAAACCAUCCUCAAGAAGCCGAUGGGAACUCUCGCCAAGAAGAAGACAAUAAAGACCUACAACAACAGCAGCAGCAGCAGCGUGUGGGCUGAUCUCCACGAAUCGCUUCUCGGCCUGAUCCUCGACCACCUUCCUCUCCCGGACCAGCUUCAAUUCAGCUUGGUCUGCCGCUCCUGGCGUGCCCUCGCCGUCACCCGUCCCGUCACCGUCCCCCUCCUAAUGCUGCCCCCCGACGACCCCGGCUCCGAAACCCGCACCUUCUACAGCCCCCUCGACGGCACUUACCACGACGUCCCCCUCCCCGGCUCCUCCAAGAAGCUCUGCCUCGCCUCCUCCCAUGGCUGGCUCCUCUUCGCCGACCCCUACUCCGACGAGCGCUUCCUCCAUCACCCCUUCUCCAAUGCCCGCAUCGACCUCCCACCGUGGCCGUUCAGUUCCAUCCCCGUCGAUGCCACUGUCGGCCUCUCCUUGCCCCCCACCGACCCCGGCUGUGUCGUCGUGUUCAUGUUCGACUCUUGCUUCGUCUACUGCACCAUCGGCGAUGCCGCGUGGUCGACCGUCGCCAUGAGCAGCCGCUGGCCCACUGUCGUCGACUGCGAUGCAGUUGCCUGCAACGGAAGACUAUAUGUCGUUAGCCCGUGUCGCCAGUUAGGCGUCGUCGACGUGUUUAAUGGCGUGCCUAGGCUGAGUUGGCUAGAUUUGGACGACAGCCGCGUGCGGCGCGUGUGGCCGGACGUCCACAAGAGAUGGUACGUCCUCGAGGCAUCGGGGACUAUUUUGCUGGUUUUCAAGGACAGCAAGACGUGGUAUCCAAAGGUCUUCAUGGCGGACAUGGACGAGAUGGCGUGGUUGGAGGUCGAGGGUUUCCGCGAUCGAGCGCUGUUCCUGGGGAAGGGGGGUUCGUUUUCGGUGUCGAACGCCGGGAGGAUUGGCCAGGGUAACCGCAUACAUUUUGCUCUGCAACGCUGGGGGUAUCCCACCGGGGAGGACAGGAGGUUCAUGGUGGUGUACAACAUGGACGGCAAGCAUGGGCAUGCUUCAUGGCUCCUCCAGUCGAGCUGGGCGAAGUUUUCUAUUCUGGAUACGAAUGACAUUGGUUGGGAAUCGUCGCAUUGGUUGCUUGCAUCAACCGGAGGUCUUUGA